Messenger RNA from Rotaria sp. Silwood1, 1767 nucleotides. The record is from the annotation of a GenBank genome assembly. Lineage: Eukaryota; Metazoa; Rotifera; Eurotatoria; Philodinida; Philodinidae.
AUGCAUCAUCAAGCUCCUUAUCCAUGUAAGCCUUCACCACAUCAUUCUCAAAAUCCAAUUAUUUCAAAUCAUUUACAACCCAUAAAUCCUGACAGUCAUACAACAAUGUGGCUUGAUGAUCCAUAUUCUGUUUCAACUGCAUGUCCAUCACAACGGGAUUCAGGAUUUAAUUCUCGACCAGCAUCAUUACGUAGUAUUGAAUCAACAGGCACCGGUCCUAUACAUCAUGGAUCACCAUCAGUCUAUGAACAUAUUACUCCUCGUUUAUCAAAUGAUGUUGAAAAUACUCGUCCUCAAUAUAUUGAACUACAACCAGCACCACCUCCCGCAAAGCCAGCUCCUUCUCAAGUUAUGUCUGAAUUAUUGAAUUUUUUAAUGGAAGAUGAUUCAGUUAUUGUACGUGAAGCUGUAUUACUAACACAUAUGUUAAUUAGAGAAGGUGGUGAAAGUCGAUCAGAAGUUAUUCAAAAUCGAGAUUUAAUUACGACAUUAUUGGAAACCUUUUCCAAAGAUAUUGGUGAUGGUAAAAUAACUCAUGCAUUAGCUAGUUUAUUUCAUUCAUUAUCACAACAACAAGAGGGUUUACGUGUCAUUCUUGAUUGUGGUGGAAUUCCACGAUUAGUUUCAAUGCUCAAUUCACCUGAUAGGACAGUUAGCUUUGUAACAACAACGUUACAUAAUUUUUUAAUUGUUUUUCAAGAUCAAGCAUCUAAUGAAAUUGAACGAUGUGAUGGUAUACAGAAAUUUAUCAAUUUAUUAGAAAGACCAAAUGAUAAAUUAUUAACAUUAGUAGCGGAUAGUUUACUUAAAAUGUCAACUUAUAAUAUAAAAUCAAAAAUAUUUCUACAAAAUAAUGAACAAUUUAUUCAACGUCUUUUAUAUAUAUUUGAUACAAGUCAAUAUGAUAAAUUAUUAUUAACAAUAUCAAAAUUACUACCAAUAAUAUCAUCGGGUAAUGAAUUAACGAAACAUAUUAUUUUACAAAUAAAUGGUUUAAAUAUUUUUGAAAAACAUUUACGAACAACAAGAAGUAUUCGCAUUAGACAUAAUUGUCUUAUUACUAUGAGAAAUAUUUCAAAUCAAGCAACACGAAUGAAUAAUAUUGAUUCAUUACUAGAAAAAUUAGUUGCAAUAUUAUUAACUGAUGAUCAACAAUCAGUUAUUUGUUCAUUAGGUAUACUUAAUAAUUUAACAGCAGAUAAUGAAACAAAUAAAAGUUUAUUUGUUAAAUUAAAUGGUGUACAAACACUUAUGCAAAAAUUAAUGAUGAAUGCUGAUGGAAAUGAUGAUUUUAUUGAAGUAGUUUUAUGUAUACUUCGACAUGUAACAGCUCGUCAUGAUCUUGAAAAUGAAGCACGUGAAAUAAUAAGAAAAUCUUAUGGUAUUGGAAAUAUUAUUAAAUUAUUACGAGAUAAAAAUAUUAAAGAACAUUGGGAAAUACUUAAAGCAACAGUUGGUUUAAUUAAAAAUUUAGCUUUAUCAUCAACAAUAAUUUCAUGUUUAUGUGAACAAAAUGCUGUAAGAAGAUUAAUUGAAUUAUUAAUUACAAUUGAUCGUGAACGAUUAAAAAUAUCUGAAAAUAAUAAAUUAGAUAUUUUAUUGAAUAUUAUUAUUGGAACAUUAAUUAAAUUAGCAAAAGAUUCAUCAUGUAGAUUAAUAAUUAAAGAAAUGAAUUGUACAUCAAUUUUUAUUCGUUUUUCAAAUUUACCGUCUUGUACAUUGCAACAAUCAUCAAAUAUUUUACUUAAUGAAUUAAAUAUCAAUUAA